Messenger RNA from Closterium sp. NIES-67, 2073 nucleotides. Lineage: Eukaryota; Viridiplantae; Streptophyta; Zygnematophyceae; Desmidiales; Closteriaceae. The record is from the annotation of a GenBank genome assembly.
CACACUUCCACACACCACCCACCGCCACAUGCACACUAUUCAUGGAGCCAUCUAGAAGCACAUUAGUUCAUCGCAUCGCCAAAUAGUCCUCGCGUCCAACCAGCCUCUGUUACUAACCUCACACCCCUAUCUUAUCUAACAGUAGCGCGCUCCUGUCAUAACCCGCUGGGCGACCUUGUCUCGGUUACGAACCUCAUACCCCUAUCGCAUCCGCACACGCAUCCUGCGCAUCAGCGAUUGCAGCAGCCUCACAACCUCGUCGCUGCUCGGCGUUUCCCGGCUUUUCCUGGCUUUUGCUUUCGCACAACGAAGCAUAAGGGGUGUUCGGGUGGUCGAGGAUCGGCCCGUGCAGGAUGUAUUCGGGGCCGGCAGGAUUCCAGGGCGCGCCAGCGACGAAGGCCGUCAUCCUUGUGUCUGCGGCGCUCUCUCUCGUGCUCGCCUCGCGAUCCUCGCACUCAUCCCACCCAUUCGCGCUCUCGAAAGAGGCCCUGUUCUCGCGCCGUGAGUGGUGGCGUGUGCCGCUGUCGCAGCUGUGCGUGGCGACGACCCCUGACCUGCUAGUGUGCGCGCUGCUGCUUUACUCCUUCCGCUUCUUUGAACGGCAUUUGGGGUCUGCUAAGUUCGUGGUCCUCUGCUCCUUCUCUACACUCGUCUCCCUCUCUCUCCAAGUCCUGCUCCUGCUGCUCGUGCCCUCCCCAUCCGCAUCCCUGUUGGACGACCCCCCGCCUCCUUUCCACCUAGCAUCGGGCCCUCUGGGCCUCCUGUUCGCGCUCUUCCUGCUCUUCUUCGCUGAUGUCCCACCCACCGCCCGAUACCUCCUGCUCUCCCGUGUUCCGCUAUCCGACAAGGCUCUCGUGUACCUGGGAGGGCUGCAGCUGCUUUUUUCCUCCGGUCUCUCCUCCAUCGUCCCUGCUGUAACGGGGGUGAUAGCAGGGGCGCUCUAUCGCUCCAACGCCCUUGGAAUACGCAAGGCCAAGGUGCCUGACCCCAUAGCUCGCUUCGCCUCUGCGUGGAUCGCCCCUCUGCUGCUCUGGCCCUCCGGCUCCUUCUCCGCCUCCUCCUCUGUCGCGGCUCAACAGCUCGCGCAUCGACGGAGGCAGCAGCAGCAGCAGCGCCACCAGCUGCAGCAGCAGCCGCAGCGGCCUCUGCACCAUCACAUGCCGCCCCCCCCUCCAGUGGCAGCAGCGGAGCCCUCCCCAGCGCACGUGGAGUCGCUAGUGGCCAUGGGCUUUGAGCGCGAAGCAGCAGAGGGGGCGCUCAGGAGAGCCAGGAACGACCUGCACCUUGCCACCAACCUGCUGCUAGAGGGGUGAAGAGUGGUGGAGAGGGGUGAGUUCACAUAGUGUGGGGCGGGUAUAGGUCUAGAAGAAGCGGCAGAGGGAGUGCUCAGGAGAGCCAGGAACGACCUGCACCUCGCUACAAACCUGCUGCUGGAGGGGUGAAGAGUGGUGGAGAGGGGUGAUGACAAAGAGUAUGGUGCAGGUAUAGUAAUAGAAGCAGCAGAGGGUGUGCUGAGGAAAGCCAGGAACGACCUGCACCUCGCCACGAACCUGCUGCUGGAAGGGUGACGAGGGGUGGAGUGGGUUGAAGAGGGGUGAGGGGAGAAGAGAGGGAUUGAAGGGGAGACGCACAAUUGGUGGGGCGAACUGGGGUCUGGAAGCAGCUGCUGGGGCGCUCAGGCGCGCCAGGAAGGAGCCCUGGGCCCUGGCAUAGGACCGACCUUCACCUUGCUACCAAUCUGCAGGGGUGAGGGAGGAUGAGGAGGAUUGUGCUGUGGAACGAGGAUCAUUUGGACAAUGGAUCUGGUGAACGGGGGGGUGCAAGGGUAGCAGUUAAGGUAUGCAGGUUAUUAGUAAAGAAGACACCACGUGCUUUCACGAGAUGCGAAGCGCGAGGGAUGUGAGGGGCUGCUCUUGUGCUGUGGCACAAGCAGUGUUGCAUAGUGAGGAUUGUGUGUUGUGUUGGUGAUUGAUGGCACUGGCAUUCACCAGUCAUAAAUGUGGAAGCCUGCAGGUGCUAAACCAGACAUGCUGGAGAAGCAAACCGUUCAUUAUACAACGAUUCCUUGGUAUA